Molecule: messenger RNA, 1965 nt
Organism: Mercenaria mercenaria
Lineage: Eukaryota; Metazoa; Mollusca; Bivalvia; Venerida; Veneridae
Exons: 16
Coding region: 107-1660 (517 amino acids)
Source: RefSeq, a predicted model, not a curated record
CUACAGUAAUAAUGAUCUGUUGGAGGAGAUUGAUGCAGCCACAGUGAAGCAGCUGGACAGAAACCUGUUCCUGGGAGAUGAGAUACGUGAAGUCUACCAUGAGAUUAUGAGAACAAUACCAAACCAGCAUCUGGAACUGGAUGAUGAUGAGUCUGUUGUACCCGCUGCUGACUCUGUGAACAUGUCAGGAACGAUGGCGUCGGCAUCGUUGGUGCGGAAACGCUCUGACAGGGUCAUCAAUCCAGCGUUCAUCAAAAAUGACACAAAGGCUCCAUGGGGAGAGAUGGAUCAGAAACAGUGGGUUAAAACACCAAAUAAUCCGCCGAAGAACUUCCAGGGUGAAGAUGUUUUUGCACCACUUACCAAUCUAGAAGAUUUACUGCACUUGACCCCUAUACAAGAACUAUUAGACAUGACGCCAAAUAUGGACAAGGUACAUGAAGUUAUACGUAACCCGUCCAAAAUGUCUCAGUUAUUGACGAAGGAAGAUAUUCCAUCAUUCGUUCAAGACAAAAUGGCAAGAACAUACGCCUCCUGGCUUCUCUGGUGGAAAUCUACUAUAACGAGUGAUGAUUACAUGAAAUACCUCUCCACUCAGGAGACGGACUAUAUGGCGGCAGUUUUCCAUUUCUACGACUCGGGAGAGGAGGAUGAAGAUGAGGAUGAGGGACCAGCGCAGCCCCACCAUCAUCACUACCCUGCCACCCUGGGUACCACUGGGAUGCUGUCACAGAAACGCUCUCAGUCCAGAACUACUCAUUCCAGUAAACAGACAAUGGAAAGGGAAAAAGAGAUGAAAUUGAAAGCAUUACAAGAACAGAAGGCAGAAUAUCAGGAGGGGUUCUGGAAUGUUAACAGUGUACUGUUGGGUGGACUCGGAAAAGAUCCCGUUGUUGAAGAGGAAGUAGACGAGAGUACAUUAAAGGCCCCAAAAUCAGCGGACACCCAGCGAUCAGCAAAGACCCUGCAAGAGAGGGCUGCUGCAAGACAUUCUGCUAAAAAGUCUCGACAGGACCUAACACAGUCACGGGCCUCUAAAGUUACAACAAUGACAGCUACAAGUAAAAUAGAGACAGACAGAUCAUCUGUGAGUGAGGAAGCUGAGGUACCAUUGACACCGCAGGACAGGUUAGAGAAAGUAUGGACAUCCCUUGAGAUGCCUGACAAUCUCAAACUUGACAUGGCCAUCAAAUACAGCUGUAACGAGUUCUUUACUAAACUUGCAGAGGCAAUUGAGCAAUGGGAGAAGGUUACAGAUCUUGUACUGAAGAGGGAGGCUUUGUUAGUAAAACUGGAAAAAUUUGAAAGAAUGGCAUCAGAUCCGAACAGAUUCUUUGAGAAAGGUCAGAAAAGAAGUUCAGUUCAGAGGCUGAAAGAGGCACAACAGAGAAGCUAUUUUUAUAAGAGAAUAGAUGCAGCUGAUGCAGAAAUAAAGGAUGAGUUACAGCUGAUUAAGAAAAACUUCAAAGAUGUUAUUACAUAUAAAGGUCGACCAUACCAUGAUAAGAUGAAGUGGGACAGGAUAGAGAUGUUGCACUGGUUACAGGAAGAACGCAAGCAGAAUGCCCUACAGUAUGAAGCCAUGAUGAAAAAUAUUCCACUGAAAAAUGCACAACUAGAACCUAUACCUAUGACACUACCUGUACAGAAAGUCACCUGAUUGUCCAGUACUCAAAUCAUAUAUUUGGCAUUUCUAAUUCUUCUUUUAAAAAAUGAAUCUCUGGAAUUCCAAAAGAAUGGCUGAAUAGUGAAUUACUUUAUUUACUUAUUGAUGAAAAUGGGCAUUUGCGUUUCAGAAACAGUUAGAAUUUGAAAAUCAUAAUUAUAACAACUACUUGAUGACAUUUUUGGUUUAAAUGGAAUAUUUUUCUGUUAUUUUUUAAUCACAGUGUUGAUUUUAAAAAAAUGAAAAUAUAUUUUAAAAACAAAGUGACUGAUUUCCAUAAUCCAAGAUGUAUGAAUUAC